Aspergillus melleus is the source of this 333-nucleotide messenger RNA. RefSeq lists its product as uncharacterized. The coding region runs from base 1 to 333 and encodes 110 amino acids. NCBI's taxonomy places the organism in Eukaryota, Fungi, Ascomycota, Eurotiomycetes, Eurotiales, Aspergillaceae. The transcript has a single exon. The record is from RefSeq and is a predicted model, not a curated record. Gene Ontology annotation, molecular function: acyltransferase activity.
AUGGCUCCGAUUAUGCUAGAUUCUGGCGACCUGCUAGGUCUACCACACAAUGGUUUAGGUGGACAACCAGAGGUGGUCAGCCUGGAUGGCCAGUCAAAUCUUGGAGAACAAGAUAGGCUGGAGCCCAUCGCCAUUGUUGGCUACUCCUUUCGAUUUCCUGGCGAUGCAACAGACUCGAAAGCAUUCUGGAAGAUGAUGAUGGAGCAAAGGUGCGCCACGUCCGAUACGCCAGAGGACCGGAUCAGCAUUCCUCAAUGGCAGCACCCCGAUGGCAGACGACGAGGACAAGUGAGAAGCAGCUUUUCCUUCGAACCAUUGAUUUUUAACUGCUGA